UUACAGGUCAGGUCGACCUGGGGCCGCACCAGCCAUUCCUGGAAGGUUUCAGAACAUGUUUCCUUUGGCAUCGGGCCAGGUCUAUGGACGAAAUAUAUGAUACUUUGGCUGAACGUCUGGUGCCAACUGCAGCAUCAGGAACAAAUACCAGUUUAACGCAUAUUGUGGGCUUAGCGGGCCCUCCAGGAGCCGCAAAGACCACCGUUGCUCUAGAGGUUGCUAAGAGUGUAAACAAAUUAUGGCCUCAAAAAGCAUCCGGAUUCGCUUCUCAAGUUGAACCCCCAGAAAGCGCAGUAGUUCUUCCGAUGGACGGUUUCCAUCUCUACCAUCACCAGCUUAAUUCAGUGGAGGAUCCGAAGGAAGCGUAUGCAAGAAGGGGAGGUGAGCUCCUUCACUCGUAUCACAUAAGUUGUUUUUAAAUGUGUCAAUAGCUUCAAAAAGUUUAAGCGGAAUUAGAAAGAGAACGAGAGGCCCGACAAAACAUAGAAGCCGGUUUCGAACACUUUCAACAAGAGCGUGAAAAAGAGCGGGCCAACCAAGACACAUGGCGAAAAAUAUGGAAGAAAUGGUGAAAAACAUCAGAAAGAAGUAAACAAAGCUCUCGUUUUGUUAAGUAUUGGAAUGUUGGAUUAGUUUUGAAUAAAAAAACUUGCUCUUAAUUAGGAUUU
Helianthus annuus (common sunflower) is the source of this 668-nucleotide messenger RNA. Its product is annotated as putative uridine kinase C227.14. Lineage: Eukaryota; Viridiplantae; Streptophyta; Magnoliopsida; Asterales; Asteraceae. The coding region runs from base 84 to 419 and encodes 111 amino acids. The record is from RefSeq and is a predicted model, not a curated record. The transcript has 4 exons.